This is a messenger RNA of Euleptes europaea (tarantolino), 1960 nucleotides long. It is a transcript of the gene LRIT1, whose product is annotated as leucine rich repeat, Ig-like and transmembrane domains 1. The transcript is spliced from 4 exons. Gene Ontology annotation, cellular component: endoplasmic reticulum membrane. The record is from RefSeq and is a predicted model, not a curated record. Lineage: Eukaryota; Metazoa; Chordata; Lepidosauria; Squamata; Sphaerodactylidae. The coding region runs from base 65 to 1960 and encodes 631 amino acids. Gene Ontology annotation, molecular function: protein binding.
UAGAGGAAACCCUCCUCCGCCUUGUCCAGUAGCCAAGGGGGUCCGCUCUCAUGCCCAGGUAGUGAUGUGGGUCACGGUGGGCUUAGUCUGCUGCCUCGCGUUUGGGGGGCUGCCGUCGGCUCUGGGUUCGUGCCCUUCCCAAUGCAGCUGCACUUUCCACAGCAUCAACGAAGGAACGAAAGCCAGAGCUGUUCUGUGCAAUGAUCCCGAGAUGACCCUCACGCCAGUGAACUUCCCAGCGGAUGCAUUUAAGCUCCGCAUCGAGAAGACAGCCAUUCGAAGGGUGCCGGGGGAGUCCUUCCACUCUCUCCGCAGCUUGGAGUUCCUCUGGAUGCCCUAUAACUCUCUGGCAAGCCUCACUGUGACGAACUUUCGUGGUCUCCGGAGGCUGCGCGAACUCAGGCUGGGUGGGAAUGACCUGACCUCAUUCCCUUGGGAAGCCCUUCUGAGCAUGCCCCAGCUGCGGCUGCUGGAUCUCCACAACAACGGACUGGCCUCAAUUCCAGCCGAAGCUGCCCAGUACGUCAAGAACCUCACGUACCUUGAUUUUUCAAGCAAUAAGCUGACGACACUUCCUCAAGCUCUUAUUGCGGUCUGGUCUAACCUCCAGGCUGUUCCCUACUUCCCCAAUGACAAUUCCAAGAUCAUCUUAGGUUUACAGGACAAUCCUUGGACAUGCGACUGCAGUCUGUAUGAAAUGGUUCACUUCCUCAAUUUCCAGUCCCCCAACACGGCGUUCAUUGAACCCAGGCUGAAAUGCUUCAACCCACGGAGUCUGGCUGGUGUCUUCUUCAGUCAAGUUGAGCUUCGGAAGUGUCAGAGCCCUGUUGUGCACACGUCGGUGGCCAAAGUGAGGACCAUCCUGGGGAGCACCGUGCUGCUCCGGUGCGGGACCACUGGAGUCCCGGUUCCUGAGUUAAGCUGGAGACGAGCUGAUGGGAAUCCACUCAACGGAACCGUACACCAAGAAAUUUCCAGUGAUGGAAUGAGCUGGUCGAUUUUAGGUUUGCCUGUCGUCUCUUACCUUGAUUCUGGAGAAUAUAUAUGCAAAGCGAAAAAUUUCCUCGGUGCCACGGAAGCAUUCAUUUCCCUGAUCAUCACUGACUCUGAAAGCACGGACGACCCCAGUGGAAAUCCCAAAGGAACAUGGCAUGGAAAAAUGAGUGGAAUGGAGGCGGCUGCUUACAAUGACAAUUUGGUAGCGAGGUACGUCAUCGCAACUUCUACUUCGCCCAACUUGGGCGCCAAAUCGAUCCACGUCAACACAGAAGGGAACCUGGUGCUUCAUGACCAGGCCCUCAAUAUGAUCAACGACCCAAGAAAUCUCUUGGCAAGCCCACCCACUGACCAGGAGGAGUUGGAACGCAUCGUGCGCUCCGUCAGAGUCAUAGGAGACACGGACCAUAGCGUCACGUUAGCAUGGAAAGCUCCCCUGGCCAACUUUACCACGGCGUUCAGCGUUCUCUACGCCAUCUUUGGAGAAAGGGACAUGCGUAGGAUCAAUGUGGAGCCAGGGAAGACCAAGAUCACCAUCAACGAUCUGAUGCCCCAGACCAAAUAUAUUGUCUGUGUCUGUCUGAAAGGGCUGAUUCCCAAAAAGGAGCAGUGCAUUAUAUUUUCCACGGACGAAGUUGCCAGUGCUGGUGGAACCCAAAAACUUAUCAAUGUGGUGGUCAUCAGCGUGGCGUGUGUCAUUGCGGUCCCUCUGACCUUGGUGGUUUGCUGCGGCGCCCUGAAAAGGCGGUGUAAGAAGUGUUUCAUACGGAAACCCAAGGAAAUUCAGGACUCCUAUGUCACUUUCGAAAGCCUGUCUCCAGGGGCCAAAGCCAAAGGAAUGGAAGGGAGUUUUUUGACUAGGCACACACCCGACGAAUCAAACAGGCUGCUCUCCGCCAGGUCCAGCGUGGACUCGGAAGCAGUCGCAAAGACAGAAGGACAGCCCAACGAGUACUUCUGCUGA